AUGUCGCGUCAUCAUCCCGAUCUCGUCAUGUGCCGCAAGCAGGCCGGCAUCGCCAUCGGCCGCCUCUGCGACAAGUGCGACGGCAAGUGUCCCGUCUGCGACUCCUACGUCCGCCCCACGACUCUCGUCCGCAUCUGCGACGAGUGCUCCUUCGGCAACUACCAAAACAAGUGCGUCGUCUGCGGCGGUGAGGGCAUCUCGGACGCCUUCUACUGCUUCGAGUGCACGCGGCUCGAGAAGGACCGCGACGGCUGCCCCAAGAUUAUCAACCUCGGAAGCUCGCGAACCGACCUGUUCUACCAGAAGAAAACGAAUCGCACGGCGACGUACUAG
Messenger RNA from Colletotrichum aenigma, 333 nucleotides. Its product is annotated as PHD finger-like domain-containing protein 5B. Gene Ontology annotation, cellular component: catalytic step 2 spliceosome; U2 snRNP; precatalytic spliceosome. The coding region runs from base 1 to 333 and encodes 110 amino acids. The record is from RefSeq and is a predicted model, not a curated record. Gene Ontology annotation, biological process: mRNA splicing, via spliceosome. The transcript is spliced from 2 exons. NCBI's taxonomy places the organism in Eukaryota, Fungi, Ascomycota, Sordariomycetes, Glomerellales, Glomerellaceae.